Salvelinus namaycush (lake trout) is the source of this 1350-nucleotide messenger RNA. Its product is annotated as proline-rich protein 19. The record is from RefSeq and is a predicted model, not a curated record. NCBI's taxonomy places the organism in Eukaryota, Metazoa, Chordata, Actinopteri, Salmoniformes, Salmonidae. The coding region runs from base 1 to 1350 and encodes 449 amino acids. The transcript has 5 exons.
AUGAGCCAUCUACAUGGCAGAGCCUUAACAGAGAAGCAGAAUGUCCUGCAUGUUUUUAGCAAGCACUUCAAGUCUACAGAUAAAACCUGUAGCCCAACCAACAGAUCCACUCCACACUGCUGCUCUUCAAGCCAUACCAAGAACACAGAAGCACAAAACAGCCAGACGAACAAGACUAAACGACUGAAAACACGCAAGCAGAGGAGCCAGGUAAGCAGAGGAGGAUCUAAUAGCAGAUCCCACCAGCACCAAAGCAGCAAAGAGAAGGACCACUGUCAUGGUUGCUGCCAAAGCAGCUCUCGCCCUCCUCCACGGAGAGAUGCCCCAUUAGCCCGCGUCUUCCCCGCUGGGCAAGAGCCCAGCAUCAUCACAAACAACCGUCUCAUCGGCCACCAUGGCCUGUUCAACCAUGAGGUGAAGUCCAUCGACAUCGAGCGCCUGCUGAGUGAGCAGAGGAAGUUGGAGAAGCUUGGGCAGCGCGGGGGGCGAGCAAGAGGUGGAAGCAGUGAGAGCUCAGACAAUCAGAUGCAGCAAACUGUCACCAACCCUGUCAGUGUGGUAGCUGCGCGUCUGUGCAGGUCUCUGCAGCUGCCACUGCUCCGCAGGAGAAACCUGGUGGCGGAAAGUAGGGAGGUGCUGCUGCAGGCCCUACGGGAGAGGCACGGGCUCCAGCUGCAGGAGAACCUACUCAACGUGCAGCGACGUCUCAGCUUCGGUACAGGACCCACCACAACCAGGGCCGGCCUGGGGCAGAGCACAAUCCUGGCCGGCGUAGAUGCAUAUGGAGGCUGGCCUGCAGCUCCAUUGGAUAGUGGUUUUGGAGACAGCAUGGUGGAACAAACGUGCCUGGACUCCCAGAGGUCAGCCCCCAACAAGAGGAGGAGGAGGAAGCAGCUAUGCCCCAACAGAAUGACCCCUCCUCAGCCCCUCAUUGGGUCGCAGAACAGCCUGGACACGGCUGCUGCAUGGAACCCCAACCCCAGUGUGGAGCAGGUUGGGGAACUGAUCGGAGAACUACUUAGGCCCGCUUCCUCCUCGCACUUCCUCAUGGACCUCCAGCCCUCUGGUUCCCCCUCUCGCCACCACGUCUUUGACCCCCCUCCUGCCUCACCUUGGGCAGCUCAAUCCGGUCUGCCUCAGCCCUGGGAUGACGUAUUCGACAGGGGAAGCAUGAGAGAGUCAACCAGGGUGGAUCACUUUGAGAACUGGAGGUCCCACCUUCCUGACAUGGCCUACUAUCCCCCCUCCCACAUGCUGGAGAGUGGCCUGUCCCCUCCUCUGCCCCCUGUGUCCCUACCUGCUUUCCCCAGCCCUGAAUGCUGGUCUUUCCCCCGGAUGAGACUGUACUGA